Molecule: messenger RNA, 2603 nt
Organism: Austrofundulus limnaeus
Lineage: Eukaryota; Metazoa; Chordata; Actinopteri; Cyprinodontiformes; Rivulidae
Product: phospholipase B1, membrane-associated
Exons: 31
Coding region: 201-2513 (770 amino acids)
Biological process (GO): phospholipid metabolic process
Cellular component (GO): brush border membrane
Molecular function (GO): phosphatidylcholine lysophospholipase A1 activity; A2-type glycerophospholipase activity; retinyl-palmitate esterase activity
Source: RefSeq, a predicted model, not a curated record
CUGAUCUUAACAAGCUGGCUGUUCAGCUGUGGGCAAAUCUGCUCCAACCGGCAGCAGGCCAAGCUGAGGUCACAAACAACGAUGUCAUCACUAUUCCCUGUCCCACACAGGAGCACCCGUUUCUGCGAACACAGAUAAACUCUCCCACUGAAAGCGAGCAGGAGGUUUACAGGAAAGCUUCUGCACCAGCAGACCUUACAAUGGGUACMGAGGUGCCUUGUGAAGACCGUGGUCCAUCUCCGACCCCGCCCACAUCAGUUCAUGAGCUCAGACCUGGAGAUAUCAAGGUGGUGGCAGCUGUGGGAGACUCUCUGACAGCCGCCAACGGUGUGGGUGCACAGUAUGAUAACCUCCUGUUAGUGAUUAAUGAAUACAGAGGACUGUCAUGGAGCAUUGGCGGUGAUAAAAAUAUAACCACCGUGACAACUCUGCCAAACAUCCUGAGGGAGUUUAAUCCUGCCCUGACUGGAUUUUCAGAGGGAAUCUGCACAAAGGACAGUCCAAAAGCCUUUCUGAACCAGGCUGUGCCCGGAGCAAAGAGCGGUAACAUGGUGGAACAGGUGCGCAUUCUAGUGGACAAAAUGAAGAAUGACCCACGCGUUAAUUUCCACAACGACUGGAAAGUGAUCACUCUGUUCAUCGGUGGCAAUGACAUAUGUGACUUCUGCUCGGACAGUAUUUACUAUUCACCCAGCAAUGUGGUCAGUCGAAUCCGCCAAGCUUUGGAUAUCCUCCAUAGUGAAGUGCCUCGUGCCAUUGUAAAUUUUGUCGAGCUGUUUAACAUUGCACCGCUGCGUGAUUUGCACAAGGAUAAAUUGUUGGGUUGUCCCACCUGGUUUGUAAAUAUAAUUUGCCCCUGUGUGCUGAAGCCCACUGAUGGAUCAUUUGAACUACAGCGGUUGAAUGACUUCAACAGAGAUUAUCAGUCUGCUAUGAGAGAGCUGAUUGACUCAGGGAGGUAUGAUACACAUGACAACUUCACUGUGGUGCUGCAGCCUUUCUUCAGAGAGAUUUUCCUUCCAAUAUUAGAGGACGGCCGACCGGAUCGCUCUUACUUUUCACCAGACUGUUUCCACCUCAGCCAGAAAGCUCACACACUCAUGGCUCGUUCGCUCUGGAACAACAUGCUGGAGCCGGUGGGUAACAAGACCUUCGAAGUAGACUUCACAGCUGGAGUAGAUUUGAAAUGCCCCCCCAAGAACAACCCAUUCUUGAGAACAGCCCAUAAUAGUAACUACACCUUUCCAGACCCUCCACCAACUUUUGGUCCAGUUAACAAUUGGGGCAGUGAUUUCUCCUGCGUUCAUACAGCUCCAUCCAACUCUGUACCCACUUCAGUUCACAGAUUACGUCCAGCAGAUAUCAAGGUGGUGGGUGCUUUAGGAGACUCUAUAACGGCUGCCUUUGGUGCAAAGUCAAAGAGACUUCAGGAUUUAAAAACUGAAUACAGAGGUGUGUCAUGGAGCAUCGGAGGGGAUGAUACUCUAGAGACCGUAACAACACUUCCAAAUAUCCUCAAGAAGUUCAAUCCUGACAUUAAAGGGGCGUCCAAGGGGACUGGAAAAGAGCAGACUGGCUUCAAUGUGGCUGUAUCCGGUGCCAAGAUAGCAGGAAUCCCGGAGCAGGUUCGACAUCUGAUCGAUGCCAUUAAGAACGACUCUACAAUCGAUUUUCAGAACGACUGGAAACUUGUGACCCUUUUCAUUGGAGGCAACGACUUGUGUCAGUACUGCAAUGACCGGGCCUCCCUUUCACCGCAGAACUACAGCCAUCAUAUGAGGACGAGCUUGGACAUAUUGUAUGAAGAGGUUCCAAGAAUAAUUGUCAACAUCCUGGAGAUCCUGGAAAUUGAAGGCCUUCGCAGGAUCAAAAGGGACAGCCUCGGGUGCAGUUUGUUACAAAAACAAGUUUGUCCCUGUUUUUUGGCACCUGGAGAGGAUUCACCAGAGUUGUCGGAAAUGAAACGAAUCAAUCGGGAUUUACAAAUUGAGACUGAAGCCCUGGUGCGGGGAGGUCGCUACGACGGCAGAGAGGACUUUGCAGUAGUAAUCCAGCCAUUUUUCAAAAAUACAGUCGUUCCAUUGAAUAGUGACGGCAAGCCCGACACCACAUACUUCUCUGAGGACUGUUUCCACUUCAGUGAGCGAGGACACGCUGACAUGGCUGCUGCUUUGUGGAAUAACAUGCUGGAGCCAGUGGGCGAAAAACAGAUGUACAACAAGUUCACAAAUGCCAGAAAUAUCCUGAAGUGUCCCACUGAGGAGCAGCCAUACAUCUUCACGAAAGCGAACAGUCUCCCCAGCUCGACCACAGCACCUACAGCAGACGUCACCUCAGCCCAGCCGAUCACCGCCGACUGUUCGGGCGGCGUCCCAGCGUGGCUCGCUGCUGUGCUGGCUGUCAUUGGUCUUCUGAUUGGCUGUGCCGUCACCUGGCUCGUCCUCUUCUACAGAGACAGGAGAAGAAAGAGGAUCAAGACAGAUGCAGUGGACAAGAGGGCCACAAAGUUUUAAAAUGUUCUGAUCAUUGCAAUGAACUACUGUCUACACAAAAAGCAUCCACUUCAAAAUAAAAGUCUUUAUUUAAAGAAGUCACGAAUCAAA